Molecule: messenger RNA, 958 nt
Organism: Wasmannia auropunctata (little fire ant)
Lineage: Eukaryota; Metazoa; Arthropoda; Insecta; Hymenoptera; Formicidae
Exons: 2
Coding region: 372-755 (127 amino acids)
Source: RefSeq, a predicted model, not a curated record
AUGAUUUAUAAUUUUUUAAUCUAUUUAAUGAUAUCUAUUGGUACAUCUAUAGCACAUAAACAACAAAAUAGUUUCUAAUUAUGAUUUUCGCGCGUCUUCUGAAUAUGAGAUACACCGGGGUGAUAAACGGUUUAACAUUAACGUAUAGCAUUUCGAGGCUAAUAAGAGAACGUUGUAAUUUUUCUUAGGUAAGUAGUAGUAAAUGUAGAUGUAUGUACAAGGUGAGAGAAUGGUAGGAUUGCGUGGGUGAAUGAUUGUAUGGUGUCGCAGGUGCAGCAUCAGCCCCAUUGUCACCAGCACUGACUGGGGUCUCUCCUGCCAUGCUUCUUCUCUCUCUGUGCUUUGUAUUCGUGGCCAUCUGAGCCCCCUUCAUGAAGCUUCCAGACGAUCCGGCAUGUUAUGAUCUCCCUUUAUCACGCAUCGCAGCUGUACCGGUAGACUACACGAUGCCGAUAGCUUAUGCGGUUGGCAGUAUCUUGGUGAUCCUGAUGCUCUGUCUGAUCUGCCAUCGUAGAUUGCGCCGGCGAUCACGUAAUAUGCCAAUUAAUGAACUGCCACCAGAGCGAAUUGUUGAUGAUCGGCGCCAUUGUUACCAUCAUCAUGAUCUGCUGCAUCACCAGCAUCAAAAUCACGCAUCAAUGCACAGCUUUAAUCAAUAUCAACUAGAACAGCCAAGUCCAAGCGAAAGUGACGAGGGGGAGGCCGAAGAGCCCGAGCAAGGCGACCAAGAAACUAGCAGUCCUGAUAGUGUAUGAUGCCAAUCAUAGCGUGUUCUAUUUGUAACGUGCAAAUCGUUGUUAUCGUUGUAUACUCAGUAAAAGGAAAAGCUGAGGAUCAGUUGCGUGAAGGCGAAAAUUGAUGCAAUGCUACAUUUACGCGUUUUAUAAUAUUGCAAUGUAAGUUUUCUAUAUUACAACGUCAUAUAUUAAGUUGUGUGUAUGUAUGUGUGUGUGUGUGU